AUGUCCUUUGAAUGGUCGGGAAAUGACUGGAGCUGGGAACAUGCCAUUGAAAUCUGUGGCCCAACCACAGUGAUUAUUGGACGGUGCUCAGAUACACAGCGAGAGGACAGCAGAUGGCGACGGGGUCUGGUUCCGCUAACUGGUCCAGUGACAAGCCACAACUCUAGACACCGGACGCCACAGGAGACAAUAGCAGUGUUAUCAGCUGGGAAUCCUUGCUUCGCUAAUACCAACCAUGUGAUAGACUCUCAAAAAGUUUAUGCACAACAUACUGCUGCCACCAAGGCUGCAUUGCCGCAGUCAGUGAGGCCACCUCGUCCCCUGAAUUCGGCCACAGAAGUAUGCAAAUAUCAGCACAUCAAAACACCGAUUGUUACUCAACCUCAAGACGAAUCACAUAAUUUGCGUAAUCGAAACGAGCUACAAGUUUUCAACAGUCCAGAAGAUAGGCACUUGAGCUGGGACAACUUGACUAGCGGUGGAAAUGGAGAGGUAGAAGAAUAUGGCGACGAAUACAACGACGAUACUUUUGGAGCUGAAGCCUCAGCGUUCUGUGUCAAGGGUAGUAGCUCAGCUUUUGACUUCUCUGGCAGUAGACGCGAGGGCUUAAGGUCCGCGAAAGAGAAAGUUACUACCACCAAUCGCAAGCUAGAAACCUCGAGUCAGACAUCUUUCGAGACUGCCAACCACGCUCUGUCCAUCGAACUCAAGUCUGUACCAGAUACACGCACUGUAAACUUCGAUACAGACGACGCAUCUUCGAGGCUUUCUGGUCUAGAUUUCAUCAAGUCCUACGCAGCGAAACGAGACCUUGAGACACCUGACCAGAUCCGCGAUAAACUCCUUGUACUGAUCCCUUCGAAGCUUCGCGGCGCUGAGCAAGAUCCCCUACAUGAGGCAGAAGAGCAUGAUGGAGUAACGACAACCGAACUCCAAUCUCCUGCAGUUGUAGCUACUAAGCCCAUCGAACAAGGUUCCGAAAAAUCACCCUCCUCCACAGCGCCCACAAGUCCUUUGAUCUCUAGCGUGGCUACGACAUCACCUCAAUUGCUCAAAGUUUGGUUUGAAGAAGCUGUAGGGCACGUGAACCGGCGAUACUGGCACUUUAGGCACGAGGAAGCAUUUGGAGUGGCCUUGUUGCGAGAAGGUCAACUAUUUCCCGAGCAGAUUCGGGUGCGAGCACGACAAGAGCGAGGAUUGUUGACACGCAAAUAUUCUCAGCAGGAGGCAUUGCCACACCAUAAGAAUGAACUUCAUGCAUCCUCGCCAUCAUCGCCAGCAUCAUCAGUACAACCUCCCGACAACACAACAGCAAAACAAGCAGAGCAGGAGUUUACAAAAUCACCCACUGUCACGCCCGACCUCGAUUACCAAUCCAUGCCACUAAACACCCUUUCCCUAACGUUCUUUCAAAAUCAAUUCAGAAAGAGCAAAAAGUACCACAUAUAUUCCCUUCAGCAACAAGACCACAACUUCGAGGUUCACACGGGCCGUUACGGAAACGCCAUCCCCCCACUACAGACUCUGCCCUGUGUUAACGUUCAGAUCGAGGACGUAAGAAGUUGGAAUAAGCAGGACCUGGGCGACUACAAGGCCAAAUGCAAGGCGGAACUGAGACAGAGAGCAAGACAGCUGGCGAGUGGGCCGCCACGACAAAAGUGGCCGGCAAACAUGGAGAAGGUUGUUCGUGAACCCGUUGGCAUGGAAGAGCCGAGAAGUAAGGAUGAGAUGUCAGAUGACGAGCGAGCACUUUGGUAUGACGACGAUGAUGAGGACGGCUUGAAAGAGGAAAAGGCUGAAACGUCAAUUUGA
This is a messenger RNA of Lithohypha guttulata, 1812 nucleotides long. RefSeq lists its product as uncharacterized. Lineage: Eukaryota; Fungi; Ascomycota; Eurotiomycetes; Chaetothyriales; Trichomeriaceae. The coding region runs from base 1 to 1812 and encodes 603 amino acids. The record is from RefSeq and is a predicted model, not a curated record. The transcript has a single exon.